UACAUACGCAGUCUGUCAAAUGUUUUGUUUUUGCGACCGUUAAUGUUUUUUUAAUUUUUAAAUAAUGUACGGUAGAGAGCCUUUGUUUGCGUAAGAUUAGUGUAAAAUGAACGAGGAGGAAGAAGUAACGGUAAAGGCACCUAAAAUAGAGGACUUUGUGAUUGUGAAACCGAUCAGUAGAGGUGCUUUCGGGAAGGUGUUCUUGGGGUAUAAGAAGAGUAACGCGCAAGUGAUGUAUGCAAUAAAAGUGAUGAAAAAGUCGGACAUGGUGAAUAAAAACAUGGUUUCGCAAGUUGUUAACGAACGUAACGCUUUAGCGUUGACCAACUGCAAGUUCUGCGUCCAUUUGUAUUAUUCCCUACAGACUGCUUCGUCGAUUUACCUCGUCAUGGAGUACAUGGUGGGUGGUGAUUUGAAGUCGUUACUAAGCGUCUACGGCUUUUUCGAGGAGAACAUGGCCGCCUUCUACAUAGCGGAAGUGUGCUUAGCAUUGCAGUACCUACACAAGCAUAGCAUUAUUCAUCGCGACAUCAAACCGGAUAACCUGCUACUGUCUCGCGAGGGACACGUUAAACUAACCGACUUCGGCCUAUCGCAAGUUCACAUACAUCGCGAUUUAGAAGUGAGCGAUUUUCAAAAUUGGACGCCGAAUUUGUGUUUGCGGACGCCGGGGCAAUUGCUCAGUUUAACCUCGCAUUUUAGUUUCGGCUCGGCGGGGAACAGUAUUAACAGUAGUUUAGAGGAUAGCGCCGCACUACAAACGUUAUUGCACGAAAACUCCUCCCUAUCAGGUAUAAUCCCUUUUUUAUCCGCCGAAGUUCUACCGGAAGAAUCGAGCAGCUCCUACCACACUUGCUCGAAUUGCGAGAGUCACGAUCAUACUGUCGACGCAGAGGUAUCCUGCACGAAUUCGCCGAUAAGUCGAAAGAAGAACCGCUGCUGUGUUCUGACUUUUCGAGAGGACCGCAAGCGGAAGUACAAGUCGAGCUCGCCCAACAGUCGUAAAACUUAUAUUCGGACGGGUUUAACUGGCGAAAUACAGGUACUUCGGAUGCAGUCGGAUACGCCCCUUAAAGGUGUCACGUUUAGUACUCCGGUUUCGGAUGAGAAAAUCAAAAGUAAGGUCACAAGAUUUGAGCUACCAGAAAAUAUUAAAGAAAACGUGAUUAGCCCCGUUCAGAGUACCCCCAAGACGCCUAUCACUCCGUAUCGAACGCCGAAAUCGGUAAGGCGUGGUCAGUGUCAUUCCGAUCAGCGGAUUUUGGGCACUCCCGACUACUUAGCCCCGGAGCUGCUGUUGAAAAACGGUCACGAUUGCGCCGUGGACUGGUGGGCGUUGGGUGUGUGUUUUUACGAGUUUGUGACCGGAAUUCCGCCGUUUAACGAUGACACUCCCCAGCAGGUUUUCACUAACAUCUUGGAGCGGAACAUAGAAUGGCCCACGGGUGACGAGGCUCUAAGUGAGAAUGUCGUCGGUGCCAUCGAGCAGUUACUUACGUCCGAUCCACAAAGUAGACCGGCAGCCGCCGAAGUAAUGGCAAUGAAAGUGUUUGACGGUUAUGAUUGGAAUAAUCUUCUGUCGGCAAAACCACCGUUUGUACCCGAUCCUGAUGAUCUGACUGAUACGGGUUAUUUUCAAGCCAGAAACGACUUAUUAAAUUUUAACAUUUCAAAACUCGAUUUCUAGGUUGUAGUGAAAUCUGUGAUGUCCCCAUAUGUUACCUAUUGUAGAAAAAUAUAUACAUUUUUGAAUUAAAAUUGAUUUUAUUUCUAG
Photinus pyralis (common eastern firefly) is the source of this 1774-nucleotide messenger RNA. It is a transcript of the gene gwl, whose product is annotated as serine/threonine-protein kinase greatwall. Lineage: Eukaryota; Metazoa; Arthropoda; Insecta; Coleoptera; Lampyridae. Gene Ontology annotation, cellular component: nucleus. Gene Ontology annotation, biological process: intracellular signal transduction; peptidyl-serine phosphorylation. The record is from RefSeq and is a predicted model, not a curated record. Bases 107 to 1687 code for a protein of 526 amino acids. Gene Ontology annotation, molecular function: ATP binding; protein serine/threonine kinase activity. The transcript has a single exon.